AGAUUCUUGGAUCUAUGGGUGCGAGUCUAUAUAAUACUUGACAGAUUCCUUCGUUUCCAUUUCUUUUGAUAUCUACUUUCAUAUUCAAACCCAAUUGCAUUUAACUCAGCUCCGUUACAAAGAACAAAACUUCCCCUCUUCUGGAGAAUUCAUAUUCCAGCACACCACAUCAAUUGCACAACAAAACUCCGGCUCUUGCACGGAAUUCAGACACUUGAUCUACUUGCUUAUCUUCCUUUGUCCAAACACAUACCAAAAUCGAAAAUGAGUGGAACAAUAGAUCCUGAUGCGUAUACUACGCCUUUCGCUAUCACUAAGUCUAUUCAUCGUGAUCCUUAUUGGGCUAUCGAUUCUAAAAAUCCAGCGAACAACCAAUCUGGUAAAAUUAUUAUUAUCACGGGAGCUAGUGCUGGUAUUGGAGCUGCAGCGGCAAAAGUUUGGGCCGAAGCUCAUGCAUCCGGUAUUGUACUCGCAGCUCGUCGAGUUCCGCCUAUAGACUCUCUUAUCGAGAAACUUCAGCCAAUUAGUCCAGAAACCAAGUUUCUUAGUGUGAAAGUCGAUAUUGCGAAUGAAGAAGAUGUUAAGAAUCUUUAUGAGACAGUACAGAAGGAAUUUGGUAGACAUGCUGAUGUUCUAUUGAAUAACGCUGGAUAUAUGUCAAGAGGUAUGAUUGGAGAGGCGGAACCAAGUGCUUGGUGGAAGGUAUUGGAAAUUAAUCUUAAAGGUCUUUAUCAUAUGACCCACCACUUCAUCCGAUCCCAACCUUCCCCUAAGUCGCCGACUGGCACGAUUAUUAACGUGUCCUCCGGAAUCGCUGCUCUCACAGGAGCUCGUGGAUCCGCAUACAGUAUCUCUAAACUUGCCGAACAACGUUUAUCCGAACAUCUUCACCUCGAAUAUCCUUCGCUCCGUGUUUUCACCACGAUGCCAGGAAUUGUACUGACUGACAUGGUGUCGGAACAAUUCAAACCAUAUGCAAUCGAUCAUGCUGAUUUGACCGGUAUGUUAGCAUUGUAUCUUGCUCAAGAGAGAGCAGACUAUUUAAGAGGGGGGAUGGUGGGAGUCAAUUGGGAUGUUGAGGAAAUGGAGGGGUAUAGCAAGGAGAUUGCGGAGAAGAAGGCGUUGCAGACUAGUUGGAUCUCUAUUCUGCCCAUCAAUGGUGGAAAGGGACUAGCUGGGUUGAAGGAUUAGUUCCAGGAAUUUAGCGGAGUGAUAAUUGUAAGAAAAGAAGUGUUAAGAAAUGAUUCGGUGGAAUGUCAAUUUAAAUUUCAGCGUCAAGAAUAAGGAGGUUAAGCGAAGCAAGAUCCCUCCUUUAAUGGGGAGAAGAGUGAAAGUUUAGUAUUGGCGAGCAAUACAAUAGAUCUUCGCUCGAUGACAAUCAUGAACCAUGUUUUAUCCUCG
Molecule: messenger RNA, 1401 nt
Organism: Botrytis sinoallii
Lineage: Eukaryota; Fungi; Ascomycota; Leotiomycetes; Helotiales; Sclerotiniaceae
Exons: 3
Coding region: 265-1191 (308 amino acids)
Cellular component (GO): cytosol
Molecular function (GO): oxidoreductase activity
Source: RefSeq, a predicted model, not a curated record